UUUAUACACACACACUCGUACACAUUUUAUUUUCUGUAAAAAAAAAAUAGAAACAUAUGAUUAAUAAUAAAUUUAUAUAUCAACAUAAAUAAAUAAAUUAAUAAACAAUUAAAAAUUGUUGUUAUUUAGGGGGAAUUGUUUAUGAGAAUAAAUAAUUGUUGUUAUAAAUAAUUAACAAUGGCAUUUAGAGGAAUGAUGUUUUCACGUGGUUUACAUACAACAUUUGUAAAUAAUGAAGUACAUAAAUUAACAAGAUUAAGAGUUGUUGAUAACAGUGAAAUUGGUAAACAGGCUAUGGCAGAAGGUAAACCACCAAAAUGUAUUCAUAUUUACAACAAAAGAGGUUUUGGUUUGAUUGGUGAUAAAGUUUUGGUUGCAAUAAAAGGAGAAAAAAAGAAAGGUAUACUUGUUGGUUUAAAACAAAAACAAGAUAAAAAAGUACCAAGAUUUGACAGUAAUAAUUUGGUUCUUAUUGAUGACAAUGGUACUCCACUUGGUACCAGAAUUCAUGUACCAAUACCUCAUAUAUUACGUACAUUGAUGAAAGAAAAAACUCACUCAAAAGGUGCUGACUACACAAAACUACUUGCUAUUGCUCCAAGAUUUGUUUAAAACAAAUUAAUUAAAUAUGUAAAUAAUUAUAAUUAGAAAUUUAUAAAAUAAACAUUUAUAAAUUAAUAAAUAUUUCAUGGAGAAACAUCAUUUCCACAAUCCAAAAUUUAUUAAACAAGUUUUGUUGCAGGAACAAAUUUGACAAGUUUAUUGUUAAUUUUCUAUUUUAAAAAUUUUUAUUCAACACAUAUUUGAUAUUUUUCAUACAAAUUAAUAAUUAUAUAUUUUUUUUUCCCCUCAAAAUAAUAUUAAUUCAGUUGAACUUUUCAUGUACAAAAUGGCUCAAUAUAUUUUACAACAAUC
Aphidius gifuensis is the source of this 915-nucleotide messenger RNA. It is a transcript of the gene mRpL14, whose product is annotated as 39S ribosomal protein L14, mitochondrial. The coding region runs from base 178 to 612 and encodes 144 amino acids. Lineage: Eukaryota; Metazoa; Arthropoda; Insecta; Hymenoptera; Braconidae. The record is from RefSeq and is a predicted model, not a curated record. Gene Ontology annotation, biological process: translation. Gene Ontology annotation, molecular function: structural constituent of ribosome. The transcript is spliced from 3 exons. Gene Ontology annotation, cellular component: mitochondrion; ribosome.